Molecule: messenger RNA, 600 nt
Organism: Otolemur garnettii (small-eared galago)
Lineage: Eukaryota; Metazoa; Chordata; Mammalia; Primates; Galagidae
Gene: DIRAS2
Product: DIRAS family GTPase 2
Exons: 1
Coding region: 1-600 (199 amino acids)
Biological process (GO): signal transduction
Cellular component (GO): plasma membrane
Molecular function (GO): GTPase activity; GDP binding; GTP binding
Source: RefSeq, a predicted model, not a curated record
AUGCCUGAGCAAAGCAACGAUUACCGGGUGGCCGUGUUUGGGGCAGGUGGUGUCGGCAAGAGCUCCCUGGUGCUGAGGUUUGUGAAAGGCACGUUCCGGGAGAGCUACAUCCCCACGGUGGAAGACACCUACCGGCAGGUCAUCAGCUGCGACAAGAGCAUCUGCACGCUGCAGAUCACAGACACCACCGGCAGCCACCAGUUCCCCGCCAUGCAGCGGCUGUCCAUCUCCAAGGGGCACGCCUUCAUCCUGGUGUAUUCCAUCACCAGCCGCCAGUCCCUGGAGGAGCUCAAACCCAUCUACGAACAAAUCUGCGAGAUCAAGGGGGACGUGGAGAGCAUCCCCAUCAUGCUGGUGGGGAACAAAUGUGACGAGAGCCCCAGCCGGGAGGUGCAGAGCGGCGAGGCGGAGGCGCUGGCGCGCACGUGGAAGUGCGCCUUCAUGGAGACCUCGGCCAAGCUCAACCACAACGUGAAGGAGCUUUUCCAGGAGCUGCUCAACCUGGAGAAGCGCAGGACCGUGAGCCUACAGAUCGACGGGAAAAAGAGCAAGCAGCAGAAAAGGAAAGAGAAGCUCAAAGGCAAGUGCGUGGUCAUGUGA